Molecule: messenger RNA, 1164 nt
Organism: Osmia lignaria (orchard mason bee)
Lineage: Eukaryota; Metazoa; Arthropoda; Insecta; Hymenoptera; Megachilidae
Source: RefSeq, a predicted model, not a curated record
UGUCGUACUCAGAGAACAACUAUAAUCAUCCGUAAUAACAAAAGGAUUAAUUUCAAUUUUAAAAAUUACUCACUUUUUAAUUUCUUUUUUAUCUAAUAAGGAACUAAAUUUGAAUCUGCUAUGCUCGGUACCACUGGACCACCAUUGAUAAAACCUGUCAGUGAAUCAGCUGAUCAGUUAUUCACGUACGCUAGAUCAGCUGUGAGCAAUCAUGGACGCGUUGAAGGAAGAAGAUUUUGUGAUACCCCCAGUUAAAUACGAAUAUUUGGAUCACACAGCGGAUGUACAAUUACACGCAUGGGGUGAUACUAUGGAGGAAGCUUUUGAACAAUGUGCAAUGGCCAUGUUCGGGUUAAUGACGGAUUUAGCGCGGGUUCAAAUAAAACAGGUACACAAAGUGGAAGCUGAAGGGCAUGACAUGGAGAGCCUUCUCUUUCAUUUCCUUGAUGAAUUAUUGUUCAUGUUUAGUGCUGAGCCAUACAUCGUCGCAAAGAAAGUGGAUAUCGUUACGUUUGACCGCGAGAACUUCAAGAUCACCGCAGUAGCGUAUGGAGAAGAAUUUACAAUAGGGAAACAUACUCAGAAUGCUGAAGUAAAAGCUAUAACGUAUUCAGCUAUGCAGAUCCUCGAUCGUCCGCGAACGGAACGUCCUGAAAUUUUCGUGAUCGUUGACAUAUAGUUGUUUUGGGCCCAGUUCGGUGUUUCGUUUGAUUUCUUGACGCGCCCUUGGCUUAACACUUUAAAUACAAAAGUGGGUACGACCGCAUGGAUACAGGAGCAAGUAGGGAGGGUACACCUCCCUUACAUCCUACAUAGGGUACGAUCCUUUUGUAGUUGCGUAGGGUUCAAAUAAAUACGUUACGAAGAAAACACCGGGCUCCCUUCUUGGCGACCUAUCUCAGGUACGUGUCAAGGAGUCACGGAACCCUGGAUUUAUUAAAGACACUGUUUAACGUCAACUUAAUUCUGUCAACGUUUAACCAUAUGUAAAUAUUUUUAUUUUUAAUAUUACUCUCUGUAAGUAUUCCUUGAUUCAUUAUUUUUAUCAGAAGCUACCAUAAUAAUGAAUUAUUUGCGCCUGAAAUCCAAAGAGUAUAUCAAAUAUGUACCAUCGAAUAUCGGUGUAUUUUUGUAUGCAUUAAAUAAAGACCGUUUUCUAAUGUU